Eruca vesicaria subsp. sativa (arugula) is the source of this 2201-nucleotide messenger RNA. The record is from the annotation of a GenBank genome assembly. NCBI's taxonomy places the organism in Eukaryota, Viridiplantae, Streptophyta, Magnoliopsida, Brassicales, Brassicaceae.
AUAAAGUGAGAAGAGAGUUUAUAUAGAAAAAGUAAGAUACGGAUUACGGAACGGAUUCACUCGUGUACUUGUGAUUUUCGAAUACACAAAAAUGUCGGAACUCAUGAGAUGCAAGUGUCGUGGUCUGAGAUCAGUGAUCCUUCUCUUCACCUAUUUCGCUUUAGCGUUUACCUUCGUUUCCUCUGAGAGGGGAAAUUUAGAUUCCAAGACGCGGGAAAGUGACGAACCCAGUUUCUUCCUCAGAGCCAUGGAUUUUCUAUGGGAACCUGAUCAGACAGGUUAUCAUCAUGUCUGGCCCGAGUUUGAGUUUAACUGGCAAAUUGUUUUGGGCACUCUCGUUGGAUUCUUUGGAGCUGCGUUUGGUAGCGUAGGAGGUGUUGGUGGAGGUGGCAUCUUUGUUCCAAUGCUCAGUUUGAUUAUUGGGUUUGAUCCCAAAUCUGCAACAGCCAUGUCUAAAUGCAUGAUCAUGGGAGCUUCUGUGUCAACUGUGUAUUACAAUCUUAGAUUGAGACAUCCUACGCUUGAUAUGCCAAUCAUUGACUAUGAUUUGGCGCUGUUGAUCCAGCCCAUGCUUAUGCUUGGGAUUAGCGUUGGUGUCGCUUUCAACGUGAUGUUUCCAGAUUGGAUGGUCACAGUACUACUCAUAAUCCUCUUUCUAGGUACAUCAACAAAGGCGUUUUUGAAAGGUUGUGAGACUUGGAACAAGGAGACUAUAGCGAAAAUGGAAACUGCUAAGCGUUUAGAGUCAAAUGGUGUAUCUGCCACAGAAGUGGAAUAUACGCCUCUUCCUGCAGCUCCGAGCACCAAUCCUGAAAACAACAAGAAACGAGAAGUUAGUAUUAUUGAGAAUGUAUACUGGAAGGAACUUGGACUUCUUGUUUUCGUCUGGAUUGUUUUCCUGGCACUGCAGAUAGCCAAGAAAAAUCUGCCAACUUGUUCAGUAGCAUAUUGGGUCAUAAACUUGUUACAGAUUCCUGUUGCAGUUGGUGUAUCAGGUUACGAGGCAGUAGCUUUGUACCAGGGUAGAAGAAUCAUUGCAUCAAAUGGACAAGGAGACUCUAAUUUCACCAUUGGUCAGCUUAUUCUUUACUGUACAUUUGGCAUAUUGGCGGGUAUUGUCGGUGGAUUACUUGGUUUAGGCGGAGGUUUCAUCAUGGGACCAUUGUUUCUUGAGCUCGGUGUCCCACCACAGGUCUCAAGUGCCACAGCGACUUUUGCAAUGACUUUCUCUUCAUCUAUGUCUGUUAUAGAAUACUAUCUUCUCAAACGGUUCCCUGUUCCAUAUGCUUCGUACCUUGUGGGAGUUGCAACAUUUGCAGCUUUGGUUGGACAACAUGUAGUCAGAAGACUGAUUACAGUUCUUGGAAGGGCAUCUCUCAUCAUCUUCAUCCUGGCCUCCAUGAUUUUUAUCAGCGCGAUAUCACUUGGUGGCGUGGGAAUAGUGAACAUGAUUGGCAAGUACCAACGGCACGAGUACAUGGGUUUCGAAAACCUCUGCAAGUACAGUGGUUAACCUUUAAGAAUAGUAUUGGAUCAAGUUACGGUUCGUGGAUUAUUUCAAAGAGAAUUUGAUCUCUUUUAACUGAAGCAAAAUCGGCUGUACUCAGUAAGUAGCUUGUAAAAGUUCUCAUUCUUGAUGGCAAAGAUUUAUUGUCUUUCGAUUGUGUGUCAUUUUUUUAAGACAAGAGACUAUUGCGCUUUUUCUCUAUUUGUUCUUAAAUACUAUGUAAUGUUUGACAACCCCAAAAAUAUAUAUAUUUGUCAUGUUAUUGUUUAGUCGUUUUAGAAUGGCAAGGAAUUACAUCAAGUUUCACUCACGCCUCACUACCAAAUUACCAUAUGAAGGUUGCUAUAUCCUUUAUGCUGUUAUAUAUUACAAAAUAGCUUGUGGAAGAAGAAGCGGACUAUUAUUUCCUCAAAUGCAGUAAAUAAUUGGUACACCUAGUUUUAAACAGUAGACAGAGAACUCAAAUGUCACAAAUUUAGUUACUUUCUGUUGCAUUCCGACCAAAAUUUUCAAAGGCCCCUUCCAUGGUUGUACUCAUUGGUCCCUACAUGAAAAACAUGCAAAAGAAAAAGAUAUAAAUAACUUGGAAGGUAGGAACAAUCAAAUUUCGUGGUUUACCAAAGAAUAUCAUCUGCAUUAUUGUCACACGCAAACAACCAUGGCUCUUCAGUUAAUAAGGUUCUUCUUUUUGAUA